Amphimedon queenslandica is the source of this 897-nucleotide messenger RNA. RefSeq lists its product as uncharacterized. The transcript has 3 exons. The annotation marks the transcript as partial. Lineage: Eukaryota; Metazoa; Porifera; Demospongiae; Haplosclerida; Niphatidae. The record is from RefSeq and is a predicted model, not a curated record.
UAUCAGACACUAAUAGUCUGAUAAUGUCCCUCAUUGAAUGCUCCUCCUACUGUAUAGACACUAAUGAUGGAGGUGAUACCAGUGGGGUAACCCCUUUCAUUAGCCAUCUAAUUAAUAUUAUUAUUGAAUUAAUUGAUGAUCUGUUUCUCGUACCAGCUGUACAGUUGGAGGGUGUGUCCAAUUGCAUUGUUUGGUUGAUCAAUCUGCUCGUUAAGAGAUCAGUGAGAUAUCAGUCCGAUAUGACACACCUUGAUCAACUGAGAUCAGAGUUAACGCAUCGCCUGUGUCAGAGAUUAACAAUGAGCGAUACUGUAAAACAAAGUCUAAACUCUAUCUCUACCUUACUGGUCAAAUUUUAUCCGCAACCCACUUCAGCCACACCUACCAUAGUCCCGCCCACUUCUCCUCUAACCCUCAUCUCUCCCUCCACUUCCCAGUACAUGUUACCAUUAACAUGUGAACUAAUAUCAGAUUGUCUCACCAGAUACUCAAAUUCUCUCUCUCACAUUAAACUAGCUUCAUCUCUUCUCUCCGCUAUCAGUCACAUGACCUCUUCGUGGGUCGAUCAUGUCACACGGCUUGUCGGAUGCCCUUAUAAGGAAGGUGUUGAGGGCGACGCCCAUUACAGCUUGGCAAAGUACCUAAUUGAGUUAUUGAAUAGUGGAAUUGAGGUGGAGUCUGGAAAAGAGGUGGAGAAAUGGGGCGUGUCUGUUGGAGGCGUGUCACCUGAAAUGCUUGCUUGGUCUUUUAGUGAUAUUGAGAUGAGAGAGGAGCUGCUGGUUGAUUGUUGUGUUAAUGUGCUGUACGCUGGAAGGGGCGGGGAAAGAGGCGGAGUCAAUGAUGUACAUGGACAUGUAUUAUCGACCGAGUCAGUUCGGAAGAUGUUACUGGAAAUUU